AUGUCCACUGUUGUGUACCCCGUGAGCCCCGUGACAGGGCCAGGUGCCGCACGGUCCGUAUGGGAAUUGAGUCCGGAUCCCGACGUGGUAGGGCAUCUACCGAACAGUCCACUUUCCGUGGCGGCACAUAGCUCCCAGGGCUCUGCCAAGGGAACCCGAGCUAGACGAAGAAAUGGGCCUGAUGAUAACGUUUAUACUGAUGAGGCUACCCCAGGUCAAGGCCCUACAGAUGAGACUAUACGAAUUUUUGAAAUUCUUAGAGCAGGAGAAAUGGAGGCCAUUGAAGAGCUUGUGGAGAAAAGUGGUUUAAGCGUUUUAAGUGCUAGAGAUGAAUGGGGAUACACACCUGCACAUUGGGCAGCUUUGGAUGGUAAUGUUGAAGUGAUGAGAUACCUGGUGGAACAAAAUGGACCUGUAGAUUUAUCCUGUCUGGGUACACAAGGCCCACGGCCUAUACAUUGGGCCUGUAGAAAAGGGCAUAGUGCCAUUGUUCAAUUAUUACUCAAAGCUGGGGUAGCUGUGAAUGCUGCAGAUUUCAAAGGAUUGACACCACUCAUGACGGCUUGUAUGUUUGGGAAAUUUGCCACAGCAGCCUUUUUACUUGGCUCUGGAGCCUUAUGUCAUUUAACUGAUAUAAAUGGAGAUACUGCAUUGCAUUGGGCAGCUUAUAAGGGACAUGCUGAAUUAAUUAGAUUACUUAUGUACAGUGGAGUGGAUUUACAGAAGCCUGAUUAUUUUGGCUCGACACCUUUGCAUCUGGCAUGUCUCUCAGGAAAUGUUAGCUGCGUGAAGAUCCUAUGUGAGAAAAGUAAAAUAGAACUGGAGCCACGUGAUAAAAAUUGCAAGACCCCAUUGCAAUUAGCUAAGAGUCAUAGACAUUCCGAUGUUGUGAGAAUUUUACAAGGUGAACAAAAGCGCAGGGCACGUUGGGUCCCACCUAUCAACGAAUUAUGGGCUCUUCUUUUUGGCGGUGCCGGCAAUAGCAAGGGACCAUUACUAUUAUUUAUGGGCUCAGUACUCUUAUGGGGGUAUCCCAUGUAUUUGUUAAAAUGUAUUCCCAUUACUUGGAAUCUUCUUCGAGGAAGUCAUUACUGUUUUAUUUAUUGGAACGUUGUAAUGUGGAUAUCCUGGAUCGUAGCUAACAGAAGGGAUCCUGGUUAUGUACCACAGAACAGUGAUACUUAUUAUAGAGCCAUUAAGCAGAUUCCGUACUUCGACAAGUGGAAGAAGAGAAAUGUUAUUUUAUCAAGACUAUGUCACAGCUGCAGAUGUUUCAGACCUCUAAGAGCUAAGCAUUGCAGAAUUUGCAAUCGAUGCGUGACCUAUUUUGACCAUCAUUGUCCUUUCAUCUAUAAUUGCGUAGGAUUGAGAAACAGAAUGUGGUUCUUCCUCUUUGUUAUGUGCGUGGCCAUAAAUUGUUCAUUCACAUUAUAUUUCGCCUGUUACUGUAUCGCAAUAGAAGGUAUACAGUUGCUAUACGUUCUUGGCUUAUUGGAAGCUUUUGUAUUUUGCGGACUUGGCUGGAUACUCACUUGCACUUCGGUACUGCACGCCUGUAUGAAUCUCACCACAAAUGAGAUGUUCAAUUAUAAAAGAUAUUCUUAUCUCCGCGAUAAGAGAGGCAGAUAUUUGAAUCCCUUUAGCAGAGGCCCCAUACUCAAUUUUAUUGAAUUCUUCCUCUGCCCUCCGGAUCACUAUGGGAAUGAUCCUCAGCACUAUCAUAUUCUCAGCGAAGAAGCGAUGUGAAAUGGAAUUGCAUAUUAAUGGCCUACGAUGACACUUUCUCUUAUUCUCUUACGAGCACUCAUGCAUUAGCAUCUCAAGAAUUCUAUUUUUUCGCACUAAUUGUUCUUCAUAAAAUUAUAUAACUCAAUUAAAUCUAUUUAUCUAUAGCCGGGAAACUUCGGUCACAUUCCUGCUUAGCAUUUGUACAAAGAAAAUCGUUCAAUAAAUGAUUCGUUACAUCGAA
Messenger RNA from Cephus cinctus (wheat stem sawfly), 1969 nucleotides. RefSeq names its product probable protein S-acyltransferase 23 (gene Patsas). The coding region runs from base 1 to 1746 and encodes 581 amino acids. Gene Ontology annotation, biological process: protein palmitoylation. The transcript has 9 exons. Gene Ontology annotation, molecular function: protein binding; palmitoyltransferase activity. NCBI's taxonomy places the organism in Eukaryota, Metazoa, Arthropoda, Insecta, Hymenoptera, Cephidae. The record is from RefSeq and is a predicted model, not a curated record. Gene Ontology annotation, cellular component: Golgi membrane.